Messenger RNA from Halteromyces radiatus, 1353 nucleotides. RefSeq lists its product as uncharacterized. The transcript has 2 exons. The record is from RefSeq and is a predicted model, not a curated record. Bases 110 to 1141 code for a protein of 343 amino acids. NCBI's taxonomy places the organism in Eukaryota, Fungi, Mucoromycota, Mucoromycetes, Mucorales, Cunninghamellaceae.
UUUUUUUGUCCUCUCUCUGCCUUUCCUCUUUCUUUUUCUCACAUUCCCUUUUUUCUUUUUCUUUCUUUUUCUUUUUCUUUUUUAUCACCAUUUACUAUUAUAUACGUACAUGACUGAGGGAACGACAGAAGGGUGGUUAUGGAAAACAGGUCUACUUGGCUUAUCAUCCACUCGACAUCGACGUUACUGUGUUCUUUCUGGAACUGAACUACGAUAUUACAAACAUAUGUCUGAUACACGACCAAGUGGUUUAGUUGAUCUCAAACACUAUAGAUUGGCAGAAAAGGAAUCUUCAAAACAGCAUCCUUAUGGGUUUCGAAUAAUAUCUCGAUGUAAAAACUAUCGAUCAUAUACGUUCUAUGCUGAUCAUGAACAGGGUUGUCAACAUUGGAUAGAUAUUAUUAAUGCUACUUUAGAUCCUUUAUUUGGACGGCAUCAUGUUUGCGAAGCUACUCAUCUACCUCCAACCAUGGAUGAAUCUUGUAGUGUUCUUGAUAAAUGGUUAAAUCGAUUGGAUCUGAAUGACAAUCAACAACAACAACAACAACAACAACAACAACAACAACAACAACGGGCACCAACUUUAGCAUCCUCAUCCAAUACAAGCACUGUGACUCCAUUAUCAUCUUCCUUAUCACCAAGUUUACGCCCUUUUAGAUUAUCGACUGAAUCAUUGGAUAGUAUACCUUCAGAAACAACAUUAUCGUCAUCAGCUGGUUCUCGUGCGCAUUUAUCGUUGGCUCAGAAUACAAUAUUUACUCCAUCUACAUCUUCUAGUAAUAGUGUUAUGCAACCUCCUCAUUCUCCACCUCCUCAACCCAAGACAUAUAAUAAUAACAAGAAUGGUGUAUCACGAUCAUUUUCCACUCUUAUGAAACAUCAUACUAUUCGACAACAACAACAACAACAACAAAAUUAUCCUGGCGAUAAUAAUUAUACUUUUUUAGAUACAUUGGCUUCUAACAAUAACAAGGCAUCGACUACAAACAUUUAUACUCGAAAGGAAUGGGAAUCCGAUGAUUUAUUUGAUUUUGAACAAGAUAUGAUGGUAGAUUCUUCCAAAGUAUUCCGUAGUCCUGGUGGUCUUCUUGAAACACGUCCUCCUCCUACUACUCCUUUACCUCAAGUACCUAAUUCUUGAUUGAAUAGAAAUGAAAUAUAAUCUCUUAUAGAAAUAUUCAUGUAUUAUUAGUUUAGUUUUAUUUUCAUGUAUUAUUCUUCCUUGUAUAUUCCCCCCCCCUUCUCUUAUAUAGACUUUUUUUUUUCUUUUCCUACUUCCUCUCUCUUGAUUUUUUUUUUUUUUACAUAUAUAAUAAACAACAUACUGUAAUCCUGUAGAUUUACUGAAAUCAA